GCUUGUCCGCGGCGGGGGUCUUGGAUCUCGCCGCCUUUCAGCCUCCGCAGCGGCUCAGAUGCACCUGAUGAGAGACACAGGACGGUUCUGGAGGCGUGUUGACAGCUCUCAGUUGGCAGGUGGUGACUGCCUUAUGAGAUCUGGAUGCUGGUUCAUCUCAUUCCUGAUCAAAGGGGACACCAAAGGUGUGGAGUUCUUCACUGGGCCAGUGUAUGGCAGCAAGUGAGAAUGCACCGGCAGGUUCAAGUGGAGAAAAAGAGUUACCGGUGAGCCCAUCCUGAGAUGAGCAUUUUUUAUUUUGAUAUAGAUCUGACCUUCCAGAGGCAGAGUGGCUUUGGCCGUGGUGCAAACCAGCCCAGGAACCAGAUGAGCAGAGACAUCUGCGUCCACACCUGGCCGUGCUCCUACUAUUUAGAACUUGAGAAGCGAUGGGUCCCUGGAAAACUUUCAUUAACUUCUCUCUCACUGAAAUUUACAACUGAUAAAACUGGAGAAAUUCUUGUCAACUUUCCCCUUUCUAGUAUAAUUGAGAUCAAGAAAGAGACUUCUCAUUUUAUCUUCAGUUCUGUCACCAUCCUGGAAAAGGACCACAUCAAGCACUGGUUCAGUUCCUUGCAGCCUAAUCGGAAUGUCGUUUUCAACAUCAUCGAACAUUUCUGGAGAGAGUUGCUGUUGUCUCAGCCAGGAACUGCUCUUGAGGAGUCAUCCUCCCCCAUGACCAGGGGGAAGGAGCUGACUGAGCUGAUGGCGUGUUCCCAGAAGCGUCUAGAGGAUACAGCCAGAGUCCUUCACCAUCAGGGGGAGCAGCUUGACAGCAUCGCGAGAGGCCUGGACAAGAUGGAAUCUGACCUGGAUAUGGCUGACAGGCUGCUGACAGAGCUGGAAUCUCCUUCUUGGUGGCCCUUUGGCUCCAAGCUUUGGAAGAUGCCGUCAGAAGCAAAGCCCAGGGGAGGCGCCUCAGUGGCUACUUCUAAAGCUUUGGGGAAAGAAGGGAUAGUGGUCAGCAUUCCUGCUGUUAUUUCCCAAAGAACAGAAUCGCAUGUUAAACCAGGAAGGCUCACUGUCCUUGUUUCUGGGUUGGAAAUCCAUGACUCAGAUUCUUCGCUCAUGCACAGAUUUGAAAGAGAAGAUGUGGAUGACAUUAAGGUUCACACGCCUUAUGAAAUUAGCAUCCGCCAGCGGUUUAUUGGGAAGCCAGACAUAGCUUAUCGUUUGAUAUCUGCCAAGAUGCCAGAGGUCAUCCCCAUUUUGGAAGUGCAGUUCAGCAAGAAGAUGGAGUUGUUAGAAGACACCUUGACGCUUGGGCGCGCUAGAACCUCUUUCCCAGCAGAGAAGGGCUACUCAGUCUGGCAUGCAGCGUCUGGGCUGAUGGACCGCACGGUGCCCCGAGAGCCUUCCUCAGGAAGCCAGGAAAGCAGGCCGCUUCAGCUGCAGACGAGUGAGACGUUCAUUUCUGAGGGGGACGCCCAGGAACUGAGACAGAUCCUGAGGAAGCUGAAGGGUCUUGCCUUGGAUGCCGAGACGGAGCUGGAGAGACAGGACGAGGCCCUGGACGGCAUCGCCACGGCCGUGGACCGGACAACGUUAACCAUCAACAAGCAUAAUCGACGAAUGAAAAAACUGACCUAGCUGGACAAGAGAGUCCAGAAGCACCUGCUCUUGACCAGCGUCUCUUCCCUCAGCACCUUUUCUCAGCCUCGCAUGCUUCUUCGAGAUGCAGACCCCAGGAGGUCGCUCGGAGGCCACCUGGGAGGCGCACAGCUGCCUCUGGAGGAAGGUCUGCU
Molecule: messenger RNA, 1784 nt
Organism: Diceros bicornis minor
Lineage: Eukaryota; Metazoa; Chordata; Mammalia; Perissodactyla; Rhinocerotidae
Gene: SNAP47
Product: synaptosome associated protein 47
Exons: 7
Coding region: 283-1629 (448 amino acids)
Biological process (GO): exocytosis; synaptic vesicle priming; synaptic vesicle fusion to presynaptic active zone membrane
Cellular component (GO): plasma membrane; SNARE complex
Molecular function (GO): syntaxin binding; SNAP receptor activity
Source: RefSeq, a predicted model, not a curated record